Molecule: messenger RNA, 3376 nt
Organism: Populus euphratica (Euphrates poplar)
Lineage: Eukaryota; Viridiplantae; Streptophyta; Magnoliopsida; Malpighiales; Salicaceae
Product: LRR receptor-like serine/threonine-protein kinase GSO1
Exons: 8
Coding region: 120-3278 (1052 amino acids)
Molecular function (GO): protein binding
Source: RefSeq, a predicted model, not a curated record
AUCAAACCUAAUCGAUUAAAUAAAUUGCCAGUGUGUAGUAUAAAUAGGACCUCUAUGGUUGCCCAAAGGCACAUAACAAACAACAAUAUUCUACGUAGUACUUCAUAGAAUUAUCUAAGAUGAUGAUGAAAAGAAUGGGGGCUUGGAUGUUGCUAGCAUUAUUGACUCUGGUUGGCGAAUGGCAUGGUCGUUGUUAUGGGUGUUGGGAGGAAGAGAGGAUUGGUCUCUUGGAGAUCAAAGCUUUGGAUGGCUUUUACUUGGGAGAUUGGGUGGAUAGUAGUAAUUGUUGUGAGUGGUAUGGGAUCGAGUGUGAUAACACUACAAGGCGAGUGAUCCAGCUCUCUCUUUUCGGUAGAAGGGAUUUCCGCUUGGGCGAUUGGGUUCUCAACGCAUCUUUGUUUCUGCCUUUUAAAGAAUUGCAAAGUCUUGAUUUGGGAUCUAAUGGAUUGGUUGGUUGCUUGGAGAAUGAAGGCUUCGAAGUCCUAUCAUCAAAACUGAGGGAACUUGACCUAAGUUAUAACCGAUUUAAUAAAAGCAUUUUGUCAUGUUUCAAUGGUAACCUUUCCACUCUCAAGUCUUUGGAUCUAUCAGACAAUGGGUUGACAGCUGGAUCAGGUAGCUUCUAUGGUCUCAAAGUCUUGUCAUCAAGGUUGAAAAAGCUGGAGAACCUUGACCUGGGUUGGAAUGAAUACAACGAUGGCAUUUUUCCAUCUCUAACUGGAUUUUCAUCCCUCAAGUCUUUGUAUCUGUCGUACAAUGAGUUGACAGGAUCAGGUUUCAAAGUCUUGUCAUCAAGGUUGAAAAAGCUGGAGAACCUUCAUCUAGGAGGGAAUCAAUACAACGAUAGCAUUUUUUCUUCUCUAACUGAGUUUUCAUCUCUCAAGUCUUUAGAUCUUUCAUACAAUCAGCUGACAGGAUCUAUCAAUAGUUUUCAACUCCUACCGAUGAGGAUGGGAAAGUUAGAGAACCUUGACCUGGGAGGCAAUCGAUUGAACAGCAGCAUCUUAUCAAUUCUGAGUGGGCUUUCAUCCCUCAAGUCUUUAGAUCUGUCAAGGAAUAUGUUUACAGGAUCAGGUUGGUGUGAAUUGAAGAAUCUGAAGCAGUUGGAUCUCUCUAGAAAUAAUUUAGGAGGUUCACUCCCUGAUUGUUUAGGGAACUUGUCUUCUCUACAACUAUUAGAUGUUUCUAAAAACCAGUUUACUGGAAAUAUUGCCUUCGGUCCUCUUACCAACCUCACAUCCCUUGAAUUCCUCUCACUAUCAAAUAACUUCUUUGAAGUUCCCAUUUCAAUGAAGCCUUUUAUGAACCACUCAAGCCUCAAGUUCUUCUGCAAUGAGAACAACAAACUAGUAACAGAACCUGCUGUUUUUGAACAUUUGAUUCCAAAGUUCCAACUAGUCUUUUUUAGCGUGUCAAAAACAACGGAAGCACUCAAUGUACAAAUUCCCAACUUCCUCUAUUACCAAUACCACUUAAGAUUCCUUGAUCUCUCCCACAACAACAUCACUGGAAUGUUUCCAUCGUGGUUGCUUAAUAACAAUACACGAUUGGAGCAACUAUAUCUGAGCGGGAACUCCUUUGUUGGUACUUUGCAGUUGCAAGAACACCCAUAUCCAAAAAUGACCGAAUUAGAUAUUUCCAACAACAACAUGACAGGUCAAAUUCCAAAGGAUAUUUGUUUGAUCUUUCCAAAUUUGGAGAGCUUAAGGAUGGCUAAAAAUGGAUUCACAGGUUGUAUUCCUUCUUGUUUAGGAAAUAUUAGCUCUCUUUCACUUUUAGAUUUAUCCAACAAUCAAUUGUCCACAGUAACACUAGAACUACUUACAUUACAGUAUCUCAAGCUGUCAAACAACAAUUUGGGUGGGCAAAUACCAACCUCGGUGUUCAAUUCUUCUGUCUCAGAAUAUCUCUAUCUAGGUGAUAACAACUUUUGGGGUCAGAUAUCAUAUUUUCCAUUAAAUGGGUGGAAAUCGUGGAUUGUAGUGGAUUUGAGUAACAAUCAAUUUUCAGGCAUGCUUCCAAGGGGGUUCGUCAAUUCUACAAACCUUGAAGCAAUUGAUUUAUCCAAAAACCAUUUUAAGGGUCCAAUCCCAAGAGACUUCUGUAAGCUUGACCAGGUUCAAUAUUUGAUCCUUUCUGAUAACAACUUGUCUGGAUAUAUACCAUCUUGUUUCAGUCCACCAUCUAUAAUCCAUAUGCAUCUAUCUAAAAAUAGAUUGAGUGGUCCAUUAACAUAUGGAUUUUAUAACAGCUCUUCCCUGGUUACGAUGGAUCUUAGAGAUAACAACUUCACCGGCUCAAUUCCAAAUUGGAUUGGCAAUCUUUCAUCAUUGAGUGUUCUUCUGAUGAAAGCUAAUCACUUUGAUGGUGAACUCCCUGUUCAGUUAUGCUUAUUAGAACAAUUAAGCAUUUUGGAUGUUUCACAAAACCAACUCUCUGGUCCACUACCCUCCUGUUUGGGAAAUCUUACUUUCAAGGAAAGUUCCCAGAAAGCGUUAGUGAAUCUCGGAGUUCUUUUACUACCAAGGUCCAUAGAAAAGGCUUAUUAUGAAACAAUGGGUCCACCAGUAGUGGCUAGUAUGUACACCUUGUUAAAGGGUUAUUGGCCUAACUUUACAGAAGAAGUGGUAGAAUUUACAACUAAAAAUAUGUAUUAUGGUUACAAGGGGAAAAUUCUCAGCUACAUGUCUGGUUUUGAUCUCUCCAAUAACAACUUUGUAGGAGCAAUCCCGCCAGAAUUUGGAAACUUAAGUGAGAUACUGUCAUUAAACUUAUCACACAACAAUCUCACUGGAUCUAUCCCUGCAACAUUCUCAAACCUGAAGCGGAUUGAGAGUUUGGAUCUUUCUUACAACAACUUGAAUGGUGUCAUCCCUCCACAACUUACUGAAAUUACCACACUGGAAGUUUUUAGUGUGGCGCACAAUAACUUGUCAGGUAAGACACCCGAGAGAAAAUAUCAGUUUGGGACCUUCAAUGAAAGCUGUUACGAAGGAAAUCCUUUCUUGUGUGGACCUCCAUUGCGAAACAAAUGUUGUGAGGAAGCAGUGCCGUCCCAACCAGUGCCUAAUGAUGAACAAGGAGAUGAUGGUUUCAUAGACAUGGAGUUUUUCUACAUCAGUUUCGGUGUAUGUUACACAGUUGUGGUGAUGACGAUUGCAGCAGUUCUCUACAUCAAUCCAUAUUGGCGACGUAGGUGGUUGUACUUCAUCGAAGACUGCAUAGAUACUUGCUACUAUUUUGUAGUUGCUAGUUUUCGCAAGUUCCCCCAACUUUAGAAGAUGAAUUUGUUAUGAUUGUAUGUCUAGCUAUUGGGUGCUUCAUUUGUAAUGUGCUGCCUCUAAGCUCAGCCUUUCUAUUUUUAUUUCUGCUACAA